Sorex fumeus (smoky shrew) is the source of this 1598-nucleotide messenger RNA. It is a transcript of the gene AARSD1, whose product is annotated as alanyl-tRNA synthetase domain containing 1. The record is from RefSeq and is a predicted model, not a curated record. Lineage: Eukaryota; Metazoa; Chordata; Mammalia; Eulipotyphla; Soricidae. Gene Ontology annotation, biological process: alanyl-tRNA aminoacylation; regulation of translational fidelity. Gene Ontology annotation, molecular function: nucleic acid binding; alanine-tRNA ligase activity; ATP binding. The transcript is spliced from 12 exons. Bases 67 to 1305 code for a protein of 412 amino acids.
AGGAUUGUCCCGUGUCGCUUUCCGUCCGCCCCGCGGCCACUCUGCGUCCGGGAGCUGUUGCGGGCCAUGGCGUUCCAGUGCCAGCGGGACAGCUACGCCCGGGAGUUCACCACCACUGUGGUCUCGUGCCGGCCCGCCGAGCUGCAGAGCGAAGGGAGCCACGGCAAGAAGGAGGUGCUGAGCGGCUUCCACGUGGUGCUGGAGGACACGCUGCUUUUCCCCGAGGGGGGCGGACAGCCUGAUGACCGUGGUACAAUUGAUAACAUCGAUGUGCUAAGAGUGACCCGUCGGGGUGCCCAGGCUGAUCAUUUCACACUGACCCCCCUGAGCCCUGGGAGCGAGGUCCAGGUCCGGGUGGACUGGGACCGGAGGUUUGACCACAUGCAGCAGCAUUCAGGCCAGCAUCUCAUCACCGCAGUGGCUGACAGUCUGUUUGGGCUGAAGACAACAUCGUGGGAGUUAGGGCGGCAGCGCUGCGUGGUGGAGCUGGACAGCCCCUCCGUGACCGCGGAGCAAGUCUCUGCCAUCGAGCAGAGCGUCAACGGGAAAAUCAGAGCACGGCUGCCGGUGACGGUUCGGGAACUCAGCCUGGACGAUCCGGAGGUAGAGCAGGUCAGGGGUCGGGGCUUACCAGAUGACCACGCUGGGCCCAUCCGAGUCGUCACCAUCGAGAGUGUUGACUCCAACAUGUGCUGUGGCACCCACGUGAACAAUCUCAGUGACCUUCAGGUCAUUAAAAUCCUGGGCAUUGAGAAGGGGAAAAAGAAUAAGACCAACUUGGUAUUCCUGGCUGGGAACCGCGUUCUGAAGUGGAUGGAGAGAAGCCAUGGGACCGAGAAAGCGCUGACUGGGCUGCUGAAGUGUGGGCCUGAGGAGCAUGUGGAUGCAGUGCAGAAGCUGCAGAACUCCACCAAGCUCCUGCAGAAGAACAAUCUGAGCCUGCUCCGGGACCUGGCCGUGCACACUGCCCGCAGCCUCAGGAGCAGCCCAGACUGGGGCGGGGUGGUCAUGCUGCACAGGAAGGAGGGUGAUUCCGAGUUCAUGAAUAUCAUCGCCAACGAGAUCGGCUCAGAGGGGACCCUCCUGUUCCUGACCGUGGGCGAAGAGAGAGGCGCAGGGCUCUUCCUGCUGGCAGGGCCCGCAGAGGCUGUGGAGACCCUGGGACCCAGGGUGGCUGAGAUCCUGGAAGGCAAAGGCGCGGGCAAGAAAGGCCGCUUUCAGGGCAAGGCCACCAGGAUGAGCCAGCGGGCGGAAGUGCAGGCGCUUCUUCAGGACUACGUCAGCAGGCAGAGCUCUGAGGAGUGAGCACGGACCAGCCUCCUGGACCCACAGUCUCUCGGACAAUAAAAUAGUUUGGUGUGGGGUCACAUAGGAACAGUUCAUACCACGCUUUGGAGUGUGCCAUGUAGGGAGUAAAUACUCGGUUUUCUGCUGGUCCCUCUGAGGCCUGCCUCAGGCCUGGGAAGAGCCUGGAGUGCGGACGGGCUCUGACUCAGGGGGGCUGCGACUGGCAGCAACUGGGGGCCCGAGGUGCGUGCAGGGCCUGGCUGUGUGUUGCCCCGGCUGUAGACUCCUUCCCUGGGAAUCUUUGUUCCUCA